Molecule: messenger RNA, 3646 nt
Organism: Nerophis lumbriciformis (worm pipefish)
Lineage: Eukaryota; Metazoa; Chordata; Actinopteri; Syngnathiformes; Syngnathidae
Product: THAP domain-containing protein 6-like
Source: RefSeq, a predicted model, not a curated record
GGGUUUGUAGGGGGAAGAAAUUUGGCGUGACAGCUUGUUCAUGCGUCAUGCUGUCCGCCAUUUUGCGGCAGUCAUUCGUCAAGAUAUCAGCAAGCAUGCCUUAUCACUGCCCUGCUUAUUGUUGUAAAAAUCGACAAACUGCCGAAAACAAAUUGCGUGGGAUUACCUUUCACAGGUUUCCCACUGAUAUCAAAUCGAGGAAGCGGUGGGAAUUAGCCCUGCGAAGAGAGGCGUUCAUGGCCAGUUCGUCAACCAGACUCUGUAGUCAGCACUUCAGAAAGGAGGACUUCGACAGGACGGGUCAAACUGUUCGAAUUAGGGAUGGAGUUGUUCCAUCUGUCUUCAACUUUCCAACACAUCUACAAAGACCAGUAGCAACCAGGACAAGCUUGACAUCAAAAAAGGCAAACACAGCAACACCUCCAAGCCCGUCAGCUUAUUGUUCUCCUCCUGUGGCAGUGGCAGAACCUCAGAAUGACCUCAGUCUUGACCACUCUUAUGCACUGCCCACAUGUCCUGCUGCUAUGAAAGCCAGACUCGGCAAAGCUUUGGCCAAGGUAGAAAGUCUGGAAAGAGAGAAAAGAAAUGCUAAAGAUCGAGAACGGAGGGCAAAGAGCGCACUUUGUGGUCUUCUGGAGGAUCUGAGAGGGAACAACCUAAUAGAUAAAGAGCUCAAAAAGAAAGCUCGACUCAUACUCAGUUCACCUCCUGCCAAAACAGGACCAAGAAUUCACCAAGAAGGAGACGGAGUUUGCCCUCCCUCCACCGACAUGGCCUUAAAGCCUACUGUUACUCGCGAGAGUCUCUGCACUUAAAUCUCCCGCAUCAACAUACACUGCAAAGGUACUUGUCAUUGGGUGCAUAAUCAACAUAAUACUGUAGCAGCUUCAAAAUAUGUGAUUCAUCGCUUCGGCCAGGAUCGAUUCAACUUUAUCAGGGCAACUGGGGCCUGGAAUAACAACUCAUCGGCAGGCCAAUACCGCCUCCCCAUGGUCCUCUGUGGUGUCUCCUAACGUGGCGGCAGUGGAUGGCACUGUCCCGGUCUGCUGUUACGUUUUCUUCAGCUCCAGCCGGUUCACCAGCUUCCAAAAGAACCGGAAGACCUCUACCUCAAAGGUUAAACCGUCAGUCAGAACGAGGGCAAAACCUGUGUCCUCUCAACCGGUUUGUCCGUGCAGACAGGACAGAUGUCAUCACAUUGCAAAAAUGAUAUUGUAACACUAAAAUGACAAAAAUUUUUAUUCAAGGUAAAGGCUGUGUAAUUGGUCCUUUUCCAAGGUUUGAUUGUAUUUAUUUAUUUGUAAGAUAUAAUUACAUAAUCUGUUUGAUGGGCAGCUGUUAUACAUCUGUAAAUAUUAAAUUGUGUAUUUUAUUUUUGUUGGGGAAAAAAAAUAAAAAAAUGUAUUCCUUGUGCGCUGAUGUACUUGUUCAUUGUAUCAAAUGUAACUUAUUUAAGAAGUUUUUCUACAUUUUUGUAAUGACUUACAAAUAACUAAAGGAGACCGUAUGCCACUCUGUUUUGCCAUUUAAAAAAAAAAAAAAAAAAAGUUUUAAAUUUAGUUUUCAAUAUUUUGCGCACUGUCUUGUCGUAUUGAAAAAAUGUUGAAUGUUCACUGUGCUGAUUGGUUGCAGCGUGUUGAGGUGACAAAGAGGGGUACUUACCUACUACCAAAAACAAAUUCCUCAUGUUUAGUCAAUGUUACAACUUAAUACUAUUGAGGGUUGUAAAGUUUGCACAUCCUUGUGUGGUACUAUGUGGUUGCAGAACAAGCCUAAUUUAAUUAAAUACAUUUUGGUUUAUUAACUGGCUUUGAAAAAUACACUGGAAUGUUUAUUUUUAUUUCAACAAUAUGAUAGAAAAAAAACUAAAAAACAUUCAGAGCAGAAAUAAUAUGAACAUGAAGAUAAACAAAAUCAAUUUUUAAAAUGUGUAUGUAAAAAAUAUUUCCAUUAGAUGUCUAUAAAUGUUCUCAUUCAUCCAAGUCAUUGUCAUCUCAGGGCAUUCAAUGGAUCGCAACAGGACUGUAUGGUUUGUCUUAGAAGACGUUUCCUCUCUCAUCCGAGUAGGCUUCAUCAGUUCGUGUUCAUAGACUUAGAUUGGUCUAGGAGACUAGAUCUGACCAAUCUAAGUAUGUUUGUUUGUAUUUGUUUAUUUGAAGGACAAUGUGCAGUUACAUUAAAAAUAUGGCUGCAUCAGAUUUAGCAGCAUGCUAAUUUCCAUCUGUAGUCUUUUUAUGGCACAUUUCACACCCACAAUUAAAAUGACAGGAUUAAAAAUACAUAACAAAAUUUAAAUUACAUAAUGAAAAGCAAUGUCAAAUAAUUGUAAAUACAAGUGCAAUACAUAGAAAGUGCAAGUUACAAAUUAGUGGGCGGUCAAGUUACAGUAUUUUAGCAGCAUCCUUUGAAGUGCAGACGUAUAUAAAGUGCAACCGUUUUUAUCAAAGUCCACAUAACACGACACACAGUUAAGUUAAAGUACCAAUGAUUGUCACACACACUGGGUGUGGUGAAAUGUGUCCUCUGCAUUUGACCCAUCCCCUUGUUCACACCCUGGGAGGUGAGGGGAGCAGUGAGCACCAGCGGUGGCCGCGCCCGGGAAUCAUUUUGGUGAUUUAACCUCCAAUUCCAACCCUUGAUGCUGAGCGCCAAGCAGGGAGGCAAUGGGUCACAUUUUUAUAGUCUGAUAUGACUCGGCCGGGGUUUAAACUCACGACCUACCGAUCUCAGGGCGGCCACUCUAACCACCAGGCCACUGAUGGUACCCACAAGGGUGUUAUCCAAUAGCUAUAUACAGUGCCGGCCCAAGCCUCCAUGGGGCCCUAAGCAAAAUUUGAUUUUGGGGCCCUCUAUUUCUGCCAAUAAUAUUGAUUGUUGAUCAUUCACACACCUACUAUAAACUCAUUGCGGCUCUGGCAGUGUUGUUUACAUUAUCCUAUUGUCAGCCUGGCAUGUCUUUACAAAUGACAUGUCAUUUAUAAAGAUAUGGGGGUGGUCCAGUUAAGAACAUAAAUAAUACCAAUGAAUGAACGAAUGAUGUCCAGAGUGCCACAUAUGGUUCCUAAUCUUAAAAUGUAGAAAACAUUCAGCUACAAGAGUGGCCUGGGGUUGAACAGUCCAAGUGAUAAAGCUUUGUAUUUACAGUAAAAGUGUCAUCUUGUCUCAUCAGUCUUGUACAUAUUAGUCUUUAAUUACUAGUUUACAUUUUUAGUUAAUUGUUCAUAUUUAAUGUUUACUUUGUACAAAGAGAGCGCAGUCUACUGAAGUUAAAUUCAUCAAUAGUUUUCCCCUUUGAAAGACGCAAGGCAAAAUCCUUCCAUUUCACCAUGUUGCUACAAUGAUCUUCACUGUUUUCAUGCUGUUUCAGCAGUGCACCUAUGUUGACCCAAUCCCGCUGUCCCUCGGCUGCCAGUUUUAAGGACUUUUUGGAAAAUAAUUUGCAGCAAAAGCAAUAGACUGCAUCUUUACUUCUUGAAUAAGUCAGCCAGCUACGCUUGACUUUUUCCCCAUUGACUAGCUGUCUGUAGGUAUAAUGAUAAUGAAAACUUCGGCCAUCAUGCCGUUUGGGGAAUGAAAAGUUCUCCUUAAUAGACAGUGGUCCUCUGAUCACCUGCUCAGUCCUGUCUGAAUCUGAGAGGAAAGAUAU